AGUUUUAAACAACACACCGUUGAGCCCGAUCCAGAACGUGUUAAAAUGAUUAUGGAAAAAGCAUUCUCUGAUGCUAAAUGGAUUUUACAAAAGUACAAUAAGGAAAUAGGAAAGUAAAGUGCAUAUAAAAAAAUAAAAUACUUUUCAAAAUGAAUUUUGAAUCGAUAGUAUCUGAAGAUAGUGGCAGAGAUGUUUCACAUUAUUGGAAGGCCGUAGAUAUCCUAUUAAAUAAUCCACAUACUAUUAAUCGUAGAAUUUUAGCAUGCCAAAGAAUGCUUGUAGCACAAUUGAAAUGUAAUCAGAACGUAUAUUACUAUAUCAAAGAAAUACAAUCUUUGUCAAUAGGGAAUGAUGUCUCUAAAGAUAUUAAUAUUUUAAUAGAGAUAUUAAAAAUAAAUGAAUAUUGUAAUAUAAUUGAUUCCAUAAAUCUUGAAAAUUGCAAUGAAAAUAUAUUUUUAUAUGUAAAUGAGUUAUUGCCUCGUAAUUCUCAAUUAUUUGGUUCAACGUUAGAAUUUACAUUUAUUAAUAGAAAAGAAAAUUAUAUUUUGUGCCUUCAAAAAAAUAGUUCUAAAGAUUUAAACGUUUUAAAUUUUAAAGAUAAACUUUCAUUAGGUACACAUAUAAUUUACAAAAUACUUUAUGAAAAAGAAGGAAUCAUUUCUAUGUGUAUAGAGAAAAUAGAUGAUGUAAAUUCUGAUAAAAGUAUUGUUUGGCUCAAAGAAAAAUUAUUCCCCCGUUUUAUAACAUGGAUAAAAAAUGAACAAGUUAAGAAUAGUUUUAUUAUCAAUUCUUUAUCUCUUGUGUCACCUGAAAAAUAUGCAAAAUUAUAUAAUGAACUUAAAAUAAAAUAUGGUGAUGCUAUGGUCAAAACGUGGCCUGAAAAUACUGAUCCAUCAAAAUUUGUUUAUGAAGAUAUUUCUAUUGCAACUUAUCUAAUUUUAUUAUGGGAAAAUGAAAGAAAUGAAAGUGGCACAAAAAAAUUACAAUCAUUUUUGGAUCUCGGUUGCGGAAAUGGUCUACUUGUGCAUAUUUUAUCAAGCGAGGGAUAUUCAGGAUUAGGAAUUGAUUUGCGAAAAAGAAAAAUCUGGGAUCAUUUCCCAAAAAAUACUCGUUUGGAAGUUCAAACUAUUGUUCCAUCAGCUUCCUCAUUAUUUCCUGAAAUAGAUUGGCUUAUUGGAAAUCAUUCUGAUGAACUUACACCAUGGAUUCCAGUUAUUGCUGCACGUAGUUCAUAUAAUUGUCGUUUUUUUUUAUUACCAUGUUGUGCUUAUGAAUUUAAUGGUAAAAAAUAUCAAAGGCAAAGUGCAUCUAAAAGCCAAUAUUCAGAGUAUAUUUCAUAUAUUAAAAAUAUAUCUGAGAUAUGUGGUUUUGAUACCCAAAUCGAUAAAUUAAGAAUACCAUCAACAAAAAGGAUUUGUUUAAUUGGUUGGAAGAGAAAUUAUUCAAAAGAAGAUACUCAUUUACAGGAUAAACGUAUACAGAAAUUAAUAAAUAUAAAAUCAUCAUCAUCAGAGGGUUUAAUUAAAGAAGAUAAUAAUGAACACUUAUCUAAUUCAUGGUCUGAUAAUUUUAAACCAAGAAAUCCUAUAGAACAAGUACGAAAUUGCACUCAAUUAAAUAAAACUUUAAUAUUUGAUAUCAUUAAAAUAGUUUCAUCGCAAUUAUUGUGUACAUAUCGCCCAAUAAAUCUGCAAGAAAAAUCUAAUAAAAUUUGGAAUGCAGGUGGUGAAAUUGAUUUAAAAGAUAUUGUAAAAUUAAUACCCUCGGAAAUGUUGAAACAAUUAAGAAAUGAAUGUGGAGGUAUUCAAACAUUACUAAAAAAUAAUGGUCACAUAUUUUCUGUAAUUCAAGGAAGAGUACAGUUUAGAAUACCUGGAAUUACACCUAUUAAUAUUAAAAAAAAACGAAAAACUAGUACUACACAUCCAGUAAAAGUAAAACCUUGUUGGUUUCAUGAAAAUCAUCCUGAUGGUUGUCCAAACAUUGCAAUUAAAUGCAAUUUUAAACAUUAAUUUUAUUUAUUUUUUAAUCAUUUAUGCCUCAAAAAUUUUCACACAAAUGCUAAGUUUAAUUCUAUAAUGACAUAUUUUAUUACAAACAGUAGUAACUUAUGUACAAGUCAUAUUUUUACGUAUCAAAUAAAGAUAAUAUAACUUAUCAAA
Messenger RNA from Vespa mandarinia (Asian giant hornet), 2162 nucleotides. Its product is annotated as putative tRNA (uracil-O(2)-)-methyltransferase. The record is from RefSeq and is a predicted model, not a curated record. NCBI's taxonomy places the organism in Eukaryota, Metazoa, Arthropoda, Insecta, Hymenoptera, Vespidae. Gene Ontology annotation, molecular function: tRNA (uridine) methyltransferase activity. Gene Ontology annotation, biological process: tRNA methylation.